Messenger RNA from Diaporthe amygdali, 1290 nucleotides. RefSeq lists its product as uncharacterized. Lineage: Eukaryota; Fungi; Ascomycota; Sordariomycetes; Diaporthales; Diaporthaceae. The transcript is spliced from 3 exons. The coding region runs from base 1 to 1290 and encodes 429 amino acids. Gene Ontology annotation, biological process: tricarboxylic acid cycle. Gene Ontology annotation, molecular function: dihydrolipoyllysine-residue succinyltransferase activity. Gene Ontology annotation, cellular component: oxoglutarate dehydrogenase complex. The record is from RefSeq and is a predicted model, not a curated record.
AUGCUGAGGACUCUGCGCACGACAGCGCGCGCUGUCCAUCUGCGCCCCUUGCAAUCCCUCCAGCACCAAGCAACCAUCCUGCCUCUGCCCGCCUAUAUGCAACAUGUUCGCACAUACGCCGACAAGGUCGUCAAGGUCCCUCAAAUGGCAGAGUCCAUUUCAGAAGGCACCUUGAAACAGUGGAGCAAGCAGGUCGGCGACUUCGUCGAGCAGGACGAGGAGAUUGCCACCAUCGAGACCGACAAGAUCGACGUCGCUGUCAACGCCCCCGAGGCCGGCACGAUCAAGGAGUUCCUCGUCAACGAGGAGGACACUGUUACCGUGGGCCAGGACAUCGUUCGCCUGGAGCUCGGAGGCGCCCCUCCCGAGGGCGCCGACAAGUCCGAGCCCAAAGAGCCCCCUCAAGAGAAGGCCAAGGAAGAGACCAACGAGCCGGAGAAGAAGCCCGAGUCAACACCCGAGUCAAAGCAACAAGACAGCAAGCCCGCGCAGCCGCCUGCGGCCCCCGAGAAAAAGGAAACCCCCCCUUCCUCGAAACCGGCAAAGGAUGCGAAAGACGCGCCCGCGCCUGCUCCUUUGGGCGACCGCGAGGAGCGCCGUGUGAAGAUGAACAGGAUGCGCCUGCGAAUUGCCGAGCGCCUCAAGCAGUCUCAAAACACCGCCGCCUCCCUGACCACCUUCAACGAGGUCGACAUGUCGUCCAUCAUGGACUUCCGGAAGCUCUACAAGGACGAGGUGCUCAAGAAGACCGGUGUGAAGCUUGGUUUCAUGAGCGCCUUCACUCGCGCCGCUUGCCUGGCUAUGAAAGACAUUCCUGCCGUCAACGCAUCUAUCGAGGGGCCUGACGGGGGCGACACGAUCGUGUUCAGGGACUACGUGGAUGUCAGCGUUGCCGUUGCUACCGAAAAAGGCUUGGUGACACCGGUCGUGCGGAAUGCCGAGAAGAUGGACAUGGUGGGGGUCGAAAAGGCCAUUGCCGACCUGGGCAAAAAGGCGCGCGACGGCAAGCUCACGCUUGAGGACAUGGCCGGCGGUACGUUCACCAUCAGCAACGGCGGUGUCUUUGGCUCACUGAUGGGCACGCCAAUCAUCAAUUUGCCACAGACCGCCGUCUUGGGUCUGCACUCGAUCAAGGAGCGGGCCGUUGUCGUGAAUGGCAAGGUCGAGGCUAGGCCAAUGAUGUACCUCGCCCUGACUUAUGACCACCGCUUGCUUGACGGUAAGGAAGCUGUCCAGUUCCUGGUCAAGAUCAAGGAGUACAUUGAGGACCCCAGGCGUAUGCUGCUGUAG